GCGCCGGCGGGGCGGCCGCUCCCGGCACAGCGCGCGCCGUCCCCUCAGCCGCCCCGGCCGGCGGGGCUGCGGCUGCUCCGUGUUCCUCCUCCCUCCUCCUCCUUCCUCCUCGCCUUCCUCUUUCCUCCUCCUCCCCUCAGGAGCCGCCGCCGGGUGAGGAGAAGCGGGGGCCGCGGCCGGCAUGUGAAGCGGGGCAGCCCUCUCGCCGCCUCCUUGCCUCAGGCUCUUCCCCGGCUCUUGCUGGGGCCCCGCUCGCCAUGAAGAAGUUUUCCCGCAUGCCCAAGUCCGAGGGGAGCGGCGGCGGCGGCGGCGGGACGGCGUGCGGCGGCUCCGGCAGCGGCGUGGCCCUGGGCAGGGCGCUGGCGGUGGGGCGGUACCAGGUGACCCCCGAGGAGCCGCUGGCCGAAGGUGGCUUCUCGACGGUGUUCCUGGUGCGCACCCACAGUGGGAUCCGCUGUGCACUGAAACGCAUGUGUGUGAAUAAUGUGCCAGAUCUCAACAUAUGCAAGAGAGAAAUCACAAUUAUGAAAGAGUUAUCUGGGCACAAGAACAUUGUGACCUACUUGGACUGUGCUAUCAACUCGAUAAGUGAUAAUGUUUGGGAGGUGCUCAUCCUCAUGGAAUACUGCCGAGCUGGACAAGUUGUGAACCAGAUGAACCAGCGCCUACAGACGGGUUUCACAGAGUCAGAAGUCAUGAGGAUAUUUUGUGACACCUGUGAAGCUGUUGCUCAGUUGCAUCAGUGCAAAACGCCCAUAGUUCACCGGGAUCUGAAGGUGGAAAACCUACUGUUAAACGAUAGCGGGAACUACGUUCUCUGUGACUUUGGCAGUGCCACCAACAAAUACCUGCAUCCCCAGAAAGAUGGUGUUAAUAUGGUGGAAGAAGAAAUUAAAAAGUACACAACACUGUCAUACAGAGCUCCUGAAAUGAUCAAUCUGUAUGGAGGAAAGCCAAUUACUACCAAGGCAGAUAUCUGGGCACUUGGCUGCUUGCUGUAUAAACUCUGUUUCUUUUCCCUUCCCUUUGGAGAAAGCCAAGUUGCUAUUUGUGACGGCAGCUUUACCAUCCCGGACAGCUCCCGGUACUCCCACAGCGUGCACUGUUUGAUCAGAUAUAUGCUUGAACCAGACCAAGAGAAGAGACCUGAUAUUUUUCAAGUGUCUUACUUUGCCUUUAAAAUUGCCAAAAAGGAUUGUCCCGUGUCUAAUAUUAAUAGUUCUCCUGUCCCUUCAACUCUCCCUGAACCCAUGACAGCUAGUGAGGCAGCUGCUAGAAAAAGCCAAAUAAAAGCAAGAUUAACAGAUACUGUUGGACCAACAGAAACCUCAAUUGCACCACGGCAAAGACCAAAGGCCAAUUCAAGCACUGCCACUUCCAGCGUGCUGGCAAUCCAGAGCUCAGCAACUCCUGUCAAAGUACAGGUUCCUGGGGAAUUUGGUAAUCGUGGGCAAAAAGGAACCACGCGCCCCGGGAACGGCCAAGAGCUCCCUCAGUGCCAAGGGACCACCCCGCACGGGCCGCAGCAGCACAGGGUCCUGCAGCAGCUGCAGCAGGGGGACUGGAGGCUGCAGCAGCUGCACCACCUGCACCACCAGCAGCAGCAGCCCACCCUGCAGGACGCUUACAUUCAGCAGUAUCAGCAAGCAGUGCAUCAGCAGAUGGUCCAGCAGCAGCUGUUGCUGCAGUCUGUGUACCAGCAGCAGCCUGCCCAGUCGCAGUAUCCUGCCAUGGUGCAGUACCAGCAGGCUCUCCUGCAGCAGCACAUGCUGGCCCAGCAGCGGUCACAGCAGGCACAGUCCCCUGAAUACAUCACCUCUCCACAAGACUUUGCACCAGCCUUAAUCUCCUACCCUGGCUCACUCCCAGUGCAUGCUGGAACACUGGCAGAUCCUCCCCAUCCUACAAGCAGGUCAGGUAUUCCUGAUGCUGAAGGAAUUGCUGGUUACCCAAAGCAGAGCAUCAAUAACCCGCCUGACAUGUCAGGCUGGAACCCAUUUGGAGAGGACAAUUUUUCCAAGUUGACAGAGGAGGAGCUGCUGGACAGAGAGUUUGACCUGCUGAGAUCAAACAGGCUGGUGGACAGGAGAGCAUCUUCAGAUAAGAAUGUGGAGCCACAUUCUGCUCCACAGAAAAGUCCUCCUGAAGAUCCCUUUGGUUCUGUUCCUUUCAUUGCUCACCAAGGUUCCCCUGGAAAACAAGUGGAUAACUCAGCCAGCAAUCAAGGAAAUAACCUAGGGACCCCAACCAAAGCUGGAAAACUGAGCCAUGCAUUUAGAGAUCCCCGGCCAGGGAGGAAAAGUGCAGAGGGACACGUGACAAAAGGUGGUGAGGAGUCAGAGAGUGAUUUUGAAUCUGACCCUCCCUCUCCCAAGAGCAGCGAGGAAGAAGAAGAACAGGAGGAUGAAGAAGUCUUGCAAGGGGAGAACGGAGACUUCAAUGAUGACAAUGACACAGAACCAGAGAAUUUAGGCCACCGCCCUCUCCUCAUGGACUCUGAGGAAGAGGUGGAGGAAGAGGAGGAAGAGAAGCAGAGCUCUGACUCUGAUUCUGACCGUACCAAGCAAAAAUCAGUGGAAGGGCUCCUGAGCAGUAGGUUCAGAGACGGUGUGGGCAGCAGUGAAAUCCAGGAACCCAGUUCAAUGCACACAUCCUCAUCUGAGGUGCCAAGCACUGUGAUCAGCCCUGGCCAAGAAGUCGAUGUGUUUGGGGCUGUGCCUUUUUUCACCCUGCAGCCUCACGCAAGAGAGAAGAUGGACAAAGAUGUUUCUUCUCAGACAGUUUUUCCCAGCCUGGCCCAGGACCAGGAUGACUUUGAUGUUUUCACAAAAGCCCCCUUCAGCAAAAAGGUGCCCCAGCAAGACGGGCAGGUGUCGGGAAUGGAGCCUCUGCUCUCCCCCACGUCUCCACGGAGCGUGGAUAUCUUUGGCUGCACCCCGUUCCAGCCGUCCCUUCUCCCCAGGUCUGCUGGGAACAGAGAGGACCUGUUUGGGCUGGUUCCUUUUGAGGAGAUCACAGGGAGCCAGCAGCAGCAGAAGGUGAAGCAGCAGCGGAACCUGCAGAAACUGUCUUCCCGGCAGCGGCGCAUGAAGCAGGAGGUGUCCAAGAGCAACGGGAAGCGCCACCACGGCACCCCCACCACCACGAAGAAGGGGCUGAAGCCGAGCUACCGCACACCAGAGCGAGCCCGCCGGCACAAGAAGGCGGGACGCAGGGACUCCCAGAGCAGCAACGAGUUCCUCACCAUCUCGGACUCCAAGGAGAACAUCAGCGUGGCCUUGACCGACAGCAAGGACCGAACCAACCCUCUGCAGGCGGACGAGAGUCUGCUGGAUCCCUUCGGAGCGAAGCCCUUCCACCCGCCGGAGCUGCUGCGGCACCCCCAGCACCAGGGCUUUGGGGACAGCCGCGGGGACCUCGGCACGGUCGUCGUGGCCGGCAGGCCCAGGCAGAGCUCCCUGCAUGGGGCCGUGCAUGGGGGGGACGGGCUCAAAACAGACGACUUUGGUGCGGUGCCCUUCACAGAGCUGGUCGUGCAGAGUGCGCAGAGCCAGCAGCAGGCACUGGAGUUAGAUCCAUUUGGAGCAGCUCCGUUCCCUUCUAAACAGUAAAGGCUUCCAGUGGGUUCCCCCCGUUCUCUCCAAGUCCCUUAAUAAAGGUUGAGUGGAGUAAUUUAUGUGGUUGAAGUGACAGGGACCUUGGUUGUGCAGCUUGUUCAGGUUCAACAGGGCAUGGCCCGCUUGCCCAAUGGAAUUGUGAAUGAUGGCUAAUUCUGAUUGCAGUUUUUGGUCUUCUUUUUUUUUUUUUUUUUAAAUAGAAAAAUCAAACUAGGAGGACCAUUUUGUUCUGGCAGAUGGCUCCCGGAAUGGAAAGAGGAAUUGGAUAUGAAUCACUGUCACUGACUUGGGGGCUGUGGGACAUACUGUCAUUCUGCACUUUGGUGUUGCCUUUGCAGCCCUCUGCCAUGUGCCGAGGUGGAGGGGAACAGGCGGAGGGAGCACAUGGAAAAUGUUUUCCAUAUGUACAGGGGGGUAAUGAACUGCAGUGGUUCUUCGUGUUUCAGUCGCAGCAGACCUAAGAACCAAGACAUACUAAUAUCCAGAUUAUCUGCUGGAAAUAGUCUUUGCUUCCUAGGUGAAAACUACCUUUAUUAAUCAUAAAAGAUAAAGCAGCCAUGUCCUCAAGAGGUUGUGGCCCAGAAUUCCAGAGCACAGCUAUGGCUUGGGACCUGGCAGACAUCUAUGCAGCUGCAGAGAUGCAUGGCACAUUAUUUUUUUGUGUGCCUAAAUGGUCAAUUUUUUUUUUACAGUAAGUGCCAUUAAUGUAAAAUAGCAAACUGGAAAUUUAGAGUCAAAACUAAAGAUACAGAAAAUAUACUGGUUUGUGAGAAGCCUGAAUGUAGGAGAGUGAGCCAGCAGGGACACAGUCAGUGUUUGCAGCACUUGGGAGACUCAGCACACUGGAAAAGGGGCUGGUUUAUCCUUGGGCACAUAUAGAGGGUUUAGUUGACUUGCACAGUGGACUGUGGGGUGACUGUGAUUGGAUUACAAAUUGGGAUUUGUGUCUGAAAAUACCUUUUCUUUUCCUUUUGGAUUUUUAUUGCAAAGAAAAUGUGUAUUCUCUGAAGGCUGUUGUUUUGUACAAUAAUAGUUUUAUGAAAUGACUGUAACCUAAUUAAUGCUCUUGUAAGUUUUGCUUCCCUGCUCCCAGCUGUGUUCCAGCCCAGCAGGAGCUGGUGGCUGCUGGGCCAGUGAGCUGCAUUCACACCACAGAGCCUUAGGAGCAGGACCCCUGUUGUGCUGCCCAGGACCUCGGGGGCAUGAGGUGGUGGGGAGGCACUGUGAGCACUGCUGAGGACAGGGUUUCAUUCCUGUUUUAGAGAAGCUGGUGCUGUGUGUAGGCUCGUGCCGAGCCAUGGACACUGUCUGGAGCCAGCGCCCCUCGGGACAGCCCAGUCUGCCUGGGUUCCACGGCCAUCCUCAAGGACAUGGAAGGAGGUAGUUCCUCAGCAAGUCUCACCUUUAUGUCCUGCUCCACUGAAUGCCAAUGAAGAGGUAAUGGAUGUUUGUACAUGGAGGAUGGCAGUGUUGGUUGGGUGUCCUCAUGUCUCCCCUGUCACAGGAGGUAAAGUGAAAUAUUCAGGGUUGUGCUUUUUUUUUCCCCCUAAGCCUCCUGCUGGUUAUACAGUGGUCCUGAGAUCUGUGAAGGGGGUGUGUGGAUCCCUUACAAUAUUGGCUCAAAACACAUUGAAAACAAAUCCCGUGAUUCCCUUGGGGUCAGUUUGAUCAAGUACUCCCUUGGGUGUAUGUGAGAGUUUCCCCUCGCCCUGGUAUCUGAAAGAAGCUCAUAGCUGUCCAUACACCAUCACUACCUUCACCUUCCUCAGUUUCAUUUUUCUCACAGGCUGCAAGUGGAAUAUUCCAGCUGAGCGUGGUUCAGUGUGCCCUUUCCAGGCUUAGAAGUUAAGCUCGUAGGAGGUUCUGAGUAGAAAUGUUUCAACUCUAUUUGCACAGGAGUUUCCUAGACUUUAUUAUUGCUCUUCUCACCUGUUGUUUGGUGCCAAAGGCUGUAAGAAGCACACGCCAAGUUUUGUAGCAUUUUCUGAUACUCAGGUUAACUCUCUUAUUCCUUUUUUUUUUUCCUCUGCACAUGCUUUUGAGCUGCCUUCCCUGGUUUCCUUCAGAGCUGUUACUCACCUGCCUGGAGAGCUUUUGGAACAGAAUGAGAUGACAGAUGGGGCAGGGGGUAGAAACAAAAUGAGAGUAAAACAGCAGAGAGUGAAACCACCUAAAUGUGGCUGGUCCUUGCCAAAGCCAUACAGCUGCUGCCUUCCCAGUGGGAAAGGUUAACCGUGCCUGUGGCACUGGGGCUUGGCUCCAGGGCCAGGGAGGAGAGGUGGUGGCUGUUGGACACAGAGGGAGAAGGUUGUGCAGACCUGCUGUGACGGAAGCGUUCAGGUAAAUUAAGAAUAGAAGGAAAUCUGUUUGGUUUUUAUCAGUUUGCCCUGAGACUCCAGGCUGAGGAGUGCUGCAGGUUUUCCUUGUGUGGCGGUUUGGUUGGAUUUUGGCAGAGGGUCUGUACAUGGUUAAAUUGCAGCACAGCAAAGCUGAAGUGGGGUUGAGCACAAACUGAGAGGAGGCAAAGGCAAACUGUAAAUCCCAGUUUCUCUAAAGCUGGCAUAACACCUCUGGUGCACAUGAGUUAAUGGCCCGUGACAUUUGCUUCCUAGUGGCCUUAACAAACCUGGUUCUUCGCACUUGAGAUACCAAACAGAUUUUUGUAUAAAUGCAAUUCCUUUGUUUCUAAAGUUGUUUUAUCAUUUCUUAUGACUGAAGAGAGAUUAGUGCCCCCCACUAAGCUGCCUUUGUGCAGUAUAUGUUGUUUAUACACAAAUAAACCCAAGCUGGGAUUUAAUUUCAGCCAUGAUCCACUAUUCAAAGGGGUUGGAAUGUGGGACUGUCAGGGAACAGGAUAUCUUUUGCCUUUUUUGGGGUGUGUGCUCACCGUGGAGCACCCUGUGACCUUACUGAAACAUAAGGAAGCCCUUGCUGCAGUAGGCAUGUACCAUGCUGCCCAGGAAGGCAAUAGUGACAAGGUAAGGGGCUGACACUUCCCUUCUGGCUGAAAAUCCCUGUGGAUCUUUACAGCUUCUCCUUCAGCAUGCUGAAGGACUGAAGCACAGGCCUUCUAGGAUCAAUUGCUGGGGAGAGUCUGUCCCGAGGUACUAAGAAACCCCUAUUGGUUGUGGUCACUGAGGGAAAGCCAGGUAGUUGUGCUUGUCUGUGGACUCAAAGGCCUCGGGGUGUGUAGUUAACUGCUCUGGCUGCCCUGUGUGUGUGUGGGCCCCGUGAGCACCAGCACUGGAGGAAAUAUCUUCUAAUCACUCUGGGUGUCCCAGUUAGUUAAACCAAGUACUGUGAAAAUAAGUUGAUGUAUUUGCUACUGUGAGAAUAAGAGUUUAUCUGGAGUUUUUUAUCCUAUAUCGUGUAUUUUUAUAUAUGAGAAGUCUAUAUAAAAUAUACACAUGCUCGCACACAUCACGUCCCCCUUGGAGGUGCUGUGGUUUGGGUAACCCAGCAGCCACAAUCGUGUCUGUGACUUGGAGUGAAUAUGAGGGAAACCUGUGAGGGGAAAACAAGUGCCAAGGGUGGCUGCUGUGCUACUGUUCUGUAGUGCUUAUUUCAAAAGGAAAUCAAGGAGGUUGUGUGUAUGGCUAAAGUUGUGACUGAGGCAUCACCUAGUACUAAAGAGCAUAAAAACUACUUUAAAAUUGCUGGCAUUCAGCUUUGAAGUGCACUUUUCUGAAAUACACCUCCAUUUCUUGUUAGACUUCAAGUUUCUAAAGCUUUUUUGUGUACCACUAAACAGAGAACUUUUAACUUCUUUGUGAGGCUGAUGUAUGUCAUAAAAUCCUUGGAGUUGUUAAAUAAACAAACCUGGUAACAGUG
Molecule: messenger RNA, 7448 nt
Organism: Pseudopipra pipra
Lineage: Eukaryota; Metazoa; Chordata; Aves; Passeriformes; Pipridae
Gene: BMP2K
Product: BMP2 inducible kinase
Exons: 16
Coding region: 258-3611 (1117 amino acids)
Biological process (GO): protein phosphorylation
Molecular function (GO): protein kinase activity; ATP binding
Source: RefSeq, a predicted model, not a curated record